Messenger RNA from Camelina sativa (false flax), 761 nucleotides. Its product is annotated as phospholipase A2-beta. Gene Ontology annotation, molecular function: A2-type glycerophospholipase activity. The record is from RefSeq and is a predicted model, not a curated record. Gene Ontology annotation, biological process: arachidonate secretion; phospholipid metabolic process. Lineage: Eukaryota; Viridiplantae; Streptophyta; Magnoliopsida; Brassicales; Brassicaceae.
UGUGGCCAUCAUAAUCCGAAACCUUAGCGAAGAAGACAAGGAACGAUUUACCCUAAAACAUCUACGAGACGACGACGGUGAUGAUUCGCACUUCUCUGAUGCGUUUCGCGGCGGCUUUCUUCAUCGUCCUCGUCGGUGUCGUCCGCAGCGAGGAGUGUGCGAGAAGAUGCAUUGCACAGAAUUGUGACACUCUCUCUAUUCGAUAUGGGAAGUAUUGUGGGAUUGGACAUUCUGGUUGUCCUGGUGAGGGGCCUUGUGAUGAUCUUGAUGCUUGUUGUAUGGUCCAUGACAGUUGUGUUGAGUCAAAAGGUAUGACCAACAUAAGCUGCCAUAAGAAGUUCCAGCGAUGCGUAAGCAGGCUAAGCAAAGCGAUAAAACAGUCCAAAAACAAAAAGGUUGGGUUUUCCACUCAAUGCCCUUAUUCAGUAGUAAUACCUACAGUGAAUCAAGGAAUGGAUAUUGGGAUCUUAUUCAGUCAGUUAGGUAAUGAUAUGAAAGUAGAGCUUUGAGUUUUGCUGUUCUCAUAUACUCUGGUCUUGGAGGCAUCACAUUGGUGUUGGAACUUGGAACUAAAAGCUUACCUCAUAAUUUUUUUAUACUGAUUGAUGAUAACCUUAAUUAUUGGAAUUGCAAGUCGCUGAUAGGUUUUAGCGUAAGUCAAACACCAUUGAAUGAUUUAACAUGUAAAUCUUGGACGCAUGUAUGAAGCAAUGGCACUCCGUGAAUCUUAUGCUAUAUACUAAGCAAGUUUUGAUCGGAAA